CCUCCAUGGAUUGGACUUGUUUGUCCAGCACAUGGCACAGAUGUUCGAUUGGAUUGAGAUUUGGGAAAUUUGGAGGCCAAGUCAACACCUUAAACCCUUUGUCAUUUUCCUCAAACCAUUCCUGAACAAUUUUUGCAGUGUGGCAGGGCGCAUUAUCCUGCUAAAAGAGGCCAGUUCCAUUAGGGAAUACCGUUGCCAUGAAGCGGUGUACUUGGGCUGCAACAGUGUUUAGGUAGGUGGUACAUUUCAACCCAAGGACCCAAGGUUUCCCAGCAGAACACUGCCCAGAGCAUCACACUUCCUCCACCAGCUUGCCUUCUUCCCAUAGUGCAUUCUGGUGCCAUCUCUUUCCCAGAUAAGUGACGCACAUGCACCCGGCCAGCCACGUGAUGUAAAAGAAAACGUGAUUCAUCAGACCAGGCCACAUUCUUCCAUUGCUCCAUGGUCCAGAUCUGAUGCUCAUGUGUCCAUUGUAGGCGCAGGUGGACAGGGUUAAACGGCUAGGCGGUCCCAUGUGGAGCAAGUUGCAAUGCACUGUGUGUACUGACACCUUUCUAUCAUAGCCAGCAUUAACUUUUUCAGCAGUUUGUGCUACAGUAGCUCUUCUGUGGGAUCUGACCAGAUGGGCUAGCCUUUGCUCCCCACGUUAAUGAAUAAGCCAUGGGCUCCCAUGACCCUGUUGCCGGAUCACCGGUUGUCCUUCCUUGGACCCCUUUUGGUAGGUACUAACCACUGCAUACCGGGAACAUCCCACAAGACCUGCUGUUUUAGAGAUGCUCUGACCCAGUCGUCUAGCCAUCACAAUUUGGCAUGAUUCUGAUUCUUCAUUACAGCACUUGAAGUUCUAGCUUAUAAUUCAGUAUGUAUUAUUCGGUAUUAUUCAGCCACUACUAUGAAUUAGGCCUAUGGAGUAACUGUAGUUAAACUAACAGGGAAAGUAUGUAGUUAUAAGAGUAAUGAAUGUGAGUCAGGAGUCUCUGAUGGGCUCUGGGAGUUGUUAAUAUAUUUAUAUUUAGAUUUACACUAUUUGACAGAUACACUUAUACAGAGUGACAUACAGAAGUAUUUUGUUGUGUCCAUCAAAAACAAAUCCUCAGGCUAGUACAGAAACAGUGCAAGUCAGGUUUUUUUUUAUUAGUGCUAAUUUAGGUGUUUAGUGUGGAGAUGGAUCUUCAGUUUUUGUUUGAAAACAGACUAAGCUGUUUGGACAGCCUGGGGAUGUUCAUUUCACCACCUGGAUGCCAGGACAGAGAAGAUUCUUGAUGCGUGUCUUCUUUGUAUCUUGAGGGAUAUGGGUCAAGUUGAGCCAUGCUAGAGACUUGAAGGGAAUGCAGAGUGGGGUUUGAUAAAUGUGUUUAGGUAUGUGAGGGCUGGUCUGUUUUUGGCUUUUAGGCAUGCAUCAGUGUUUUAAAUCUGAUGUGGGCAGCUACAGGAAGCCAGUGGAGGGAACACGGCAAUGAGGUGAUGUGGGAAAAAUUGAGGAGAUUGAAAACAAGUUGUGCAGCUGCAUUCUGGAUCAGUUGCAGGGGUGGGAAUAAUAUUUAUCACUGACUGACUGUUUAUGUAAAUGUAUUUACUACAUAUAAACACAGAUAAUUGCUCAAGUUUGGAGCAAGUAUGCCAUGAUCAUAGUGGUUCUUUAUAAAGAGGCUUUCACCACAAAACAAACAGCAUCAGAAGAGUAUCUUCACUCAUAUGUCUCUGUAAAGGUGCAUCAACUCACUAUUCUAAUUACUUCUCCCUCUCUUACAGAAUCCUGCAUACCAGCAUAAUAUCUGACACAUUUGAUUCCCUUGUCAAACAGCAAAGCACAGUAUUGAUGAGUGCUUGCUGUGCUUGAUUACUCAGUGUGAGUGUUUGACACAGACAGUGCCCAGGGGAAAAAAUCUCAGCCAGUUAGUCCACAUCAAUUGCCAUGGCUCACAUGACUGACUUUGUAUGUGUCUGUUUGUGUGAAUGAACCUGCAUUUUCUCUGGCGUGUGUGACGUUAGUGAAAGGUGGGUCAACAUACAAACAUGCACACAAACACACCCCUUAAAGUUAAAGGCCUCUGACACACCAAGCCUUCUGUCAGUUGUCAGCUAGUGCUGAAUCUCUUGUUGUGUGUCUCACUGUUCUUGUCAGCACCGAUUCAGUCGAUUAAGCAUGUUGAAUGAUGAGACAGUCUUUCCGACUGGCUGCUCAGCUAAGAAAAAAAAAGCAAACAAACAAAAUCUUGAGUGGGUAUACACAGACUACCUCAUUUUUUUCUUCUGUGGUAGCUGGCUAUAUUUGCUGCAUAAUAAAAUAUCAUUAGCCAUCUUGGUCUUUAAUAUGUUAUGUAAGUAUAUGUCCAUGAUACUACUACUGGUGGUGUUCUAUGUUGACAUAUUAUUAAGAACAGUGCUUGUGAGUGGCACAAACAGAAAAUUGUUUGUCCUAUCAUUGGGAGAUUCAGCUUCACUCCAGGCAAUGCCAGAGUCAUCUGUGGCUGGGAGUCCAAGAGUACAUAAUCGGCUGUGCUCUUUGGGGAGGAGGGAUGAUGUUACUCUCUCCCCUGUCAAUCACAGCAACACUAACCAAUCCUGGGCAUCUGUGAAUAUGGAAUAGUGAAGUUCUGUGCCCUGUGAUGUAGCAUGAGCAGCAAAAGAUGUGGUGGCUGGCUUCCCUUGUCUUGGAGGGAGCACAUGCUGGCUGUCACCCUCUUCACCCACCAAUUUGGGAGAAAAUGGGGUAAAAAAAAAAGAACAGUAGUAUAUGGUUUGUAUUUCUGAUAUAGUAUUUAUAAAUAACAAACACAGACUACUGCCCCCUUCUGGUAUGGAGUGUUGGUGGUGAAAGUGUGUGCAUGUCGGCCAUCAGCUGUAGUCUUUGCUGUACGUUUAAGCGUAAUGAUGGAAGCUGAUCAUUUGGCCCUGGUUAGCUCUAUCUCUUUUAUUCUGGCGCAGAGGUUUCUCCUACAGGACUGUCACUUGUAUUGUUGAAGUUGUAUUGAUGUUGUAUUGAGAGCAGUCUUUAGUAAUUUAUUAGAUCAACAUCUAAUAUUGUCUAGUAAAACCUUCACAUACAGUUGAAUUGAAUUCUAAUCUGGCUCUUAAAUUGUGACCUUUCAGGUGCAAUGCUAUUUUUCUUCUAAUAUUCUGAGAUGUUAAAGCUUUGAAUGCUUUGCACCUUUAUUUCAAAACUACAUGGAGGACAGCUGAGGCUGGCCUUGUGCCAUGUUGUGCUGUUCUUCUGCGGUUGCUGCUGUAUCCACAUCACUGCAGUAAAACAGCAGAGAGUCUCUCUCUCUCUCUCUCUCUCUCUCUCUCUCCCUCCCCCUCACUCUCUCUCUUGCUGUCUCAUCCAUUCACUUUCACUCUCUAUAUUUCUCUGUUGCUUUAGGCUACGUCAUUGCCUUACACACUCAAUGUGCAGGCUGCAGUUAAGGCAUUUUAGCCCUGAGUCUUAUGGUGAACUGCUCUGUAAUAAGGGUGGCCCUUGUAGGCUGAACACAGUGGUCAGAUUGUCACUUAACUGUGUAAUAUCUAUUAAAUUAGCUAGGCUUAUUAUUUGGCUAGUGUACUGUGGAAAAAGACUCCUCCUUCCCUCUGCUGCAUUGACCAAUCAGACACCAGACUGCAAAGUGUGGUAUGAGUGCAGUGCGGCGAGGAGGAACAAACGAUCUGAGCUCUGUGUGUGUGUGUUAGGAAGAGGAGGAGAUGAUGGGCAGAGCGAAAGAGAGAAACAGGGCUGAGUGAAUGUUUUGUUGCUCUAUAUGUGAUAGUCAUCCUGAUCUUAUUAAGGUCUGCAUUCUCCCGGUGCUCAUUCCUAUUAGAGACGGAGAGAGAGAGAGAGAGAGAGAGAGAGUGUGUGUGUGUUUGUGUGCGUUUGUGUGUGUGUGUGUGAGAGAGAGAGAGAGAGUGAGAGAGUGAGUUAAAUCAAGUAUGUGCAUGUGUGUCGAGGUGAGGGAAGCUGCUGUUGGGAGCUCCUGAAGGGGCCUGAUCUCAAACACACUGUGAAUUAUUCUUCUGCAUUUGCCUUCUCGUACCUCCGUCUUCUUUUUUUUUUCUUUUUUUUUUUUUUGUCUUACUUCUUUACAUCCUUUACUGUGCCAGAUGAAAAUGUCAAAGGGAGGAGAAACUCUGUCAAAUGGCUCAGAAAGAUCUGAUCUGUCAGUGGCUCUGGAGGACUGCAUGGCAGCGCUGGAUUUAUUCCUGCAUAAUGACUUUGACAAGGCACUGUCUAGACUCAAGAGCAGGAAUAAAGAGAGUAUGUAUCAUGCGCUCACGUAUGCCACCAUUCUGGAAAUGCAGGCAAUGAUGACCUUUGACCCUGAGGACAUCUUGUCAGCAGGAAACACCAUGAAAGAUGCUCAGGCUGUUUGCCAGCGGUAUCGUAAGAAGUCCUCCUUCAACAGCAAAGCCUUUACAGAAGAGGAGCUGCAUGCUGAAGUGUGUUAUGCUGAGUGUCUCCUCCAGAGGGCAGCACUGACCUUCUUACAGGACGAAAAUAUGAUCAGCUUUAUCAAAGGAGGAAUUAAAGUGAGGAACAGCUAUCAAAUAUACAAGGAGCUUCAUACAGUCCUGAAAUCCUCUGAUUAUGUUCAUGGUCAAAGUCAUGGCCACUUUGAGGGAGGAGUGAAACUUGGAGUGGGAGCUUUUAAUCUGAUGCUUUCCCUGUUGCCCACGAGGACCCUGAGGAUGCUGGAGUUUGUGGGUUUCUCUGGUAAUAAGGAGUUUGGACUGCAGCAGCUCCAGGAGGGCUCUGCUGAGCACACGUUUAGGUCUUUCCUGUGCAACAUGCUGCUGCUUUGCUAUCACACCUUCAUGAGCUUCAUACUGGGGACUGGAGAAGGAGACGUCAAGGAUGCAGAGAAACUGCUUCAGCCGUACCUAAAACAGUAUCCUAAGGGAUCUAUCUUCUUGUUCUUCGCUGGUCGAAUUGAAGAAAUCAAAGGCAACCUAGAUGCUGCUAUUAAACACUUUGAGGAGUGCUGUGAGGCCCAGCAGGACUGGAAGCAGUUUCAUCACAUGUGCUACUGGGAGCUGAUGUGGUGUUUCACCUAUAAGCGACACUGGAAGAUGGCUUAUUUCUAUGCAGACCUGCUCAGCAAAGAGAACGCAUGGUCUAAGGCCAUGUAUGCAUAUAUGAAAGCUGCCUACCUUAGCAUGAUGAGUACAGAGGAACGUCAGCCAUUUGGGGCGAGCGAUGUGGCAUUAUUCAGGCAAGUGCCUGGGCUAAAGCAGAAAAUAGCUGGAAAGUCUCUACCCACUGAGAAGUUUGCGAUCCGCAAAGCUCGCCGCUAUAAUGUAGACAACCCCAUUCCUCUGCCUGCACCUCCACUGGAGAUGAUGUAUAUCUGGAAUGGCUACACGGUGAUCGGGAAGCACAAAGACUUGACAGAGGGCAUGUUAAAGACACUGGAUGAUGCUCAGCAGAAACUUGAACAGAAUCCAAGGACAGAGUUCUCCAUAGAUGACCAGUGUGUGCUGAGUCUGCUGAAGGGUCUGUGUCUCAAGCACCUAGGCUACACCGAAGAAGCUGAGCACUAUUUCACUCUUGUCCUCUGCAAUGAGACACAGAUCAAGUUUGACCACUACCUUGUACCAAAUGCUCUGUUGGAACACGGCCUGCUGUGUCUGGAGCAGGGCAGGAGAGAGGAAGCCAUUAAACUGCUAGAAAUGGCCAAGCAGAACUAUAAAAACUACUCGAUGGAGUCACGGACUCAUUUCCGGAUCCAGGCAGCGCUACAGAAAGCACAAGCCAUAGAGGAGAAUGGGGAACCCUGCUCUCCCUCAAGCCCUUAACAACCAUGGUAACAACAGAGUAAGAGAGGUCACAGGGUCAACAUAUGCCAUGCUCAGGCCUAAGGAGCCGUUUGGAGGCUGCACCAGUGCAGAAAUACAAACAACAGACAAGCGGGACUGAGCAUCUGAUGAGAGAAACCUCAAUCUCUCUCACUCACACAUAUGCAUUAACAGUUACACACAAAACGCAUUUCUAUAUAUCAGAGACAAUAAUUACAAUACAUGGAAUCCCAGAUGCAUGCAGUGUGAAGAUACAGUCCAGCUCUGAAUAAGAGGCAAAACAUUGUGCUGAUAAAGAAAUACUUGUGCCCAAGGCUUAGAGUAAUUUUUGACACAAGCAUAAUCCCAAGGAUGUUUCUAACUCAUUUGAGUAGCUCUUUGUUUUUACAUUGGUUUUGCGCUCUGAGGCGCUGACGGUCUACACUGUGGCCAGCUUGUGACCUCAACAAACAGACCAUGCCUAUUGGCCAAUCAUUAUUUAUUGUGAAAUAAGCCUUCAUCUUUAUGCACAUGUUAUUAUAUCAUUCAUUGGAUACAUAGUCAGUGGCGACUUUAAUAGGAACACAUGUAUACCUGCUAAUUCACCGAUUUAUUCAAUCAGCCAAUCAUGUGGCAGCUGUGAAAUGCAUAAAAAGAUCAAAUCAUGCAGAUACAUGUCAAGAGCUUCAGUCUCAAAUAAUAUACUUCUCUGCUCAUCAUAGUUGUAAUGAGUGGUUAUUUGAGUUACUAUAGACUUCCUGACAGUUCCCCUCUGAUGCCUCUCAACAAUAAGGUGUUUCUGUUCACAAAACUGAUGCUCACUGGAUGUUUUUUUUUUUUUUUGCACCAUUGUGUGUAAACUCUGUUUAGUGUAGUGUGUCAAAAUCCCAGGAAGUCAACAGAUUCUGAAAUAUGCAAACCAGAACCAGGCCUUCUGGCACCAACAACCGUGCCACAGUUAAAGUUACUGAGAUCACACUUUUCACCCAUUCUGGUGUUUCAUGUGAACUUUAACUGAAGCUCGUGAAUCUGUAUCUGCAUUUUUUUGUGCAUUGCACUGCUGCCACAUGAGUGGCUGAUAUUUGCAUGAAUGAGCAGGUGAACAGGGGUUCCUAAUAAAGUGGUUUGUGAGUGUAUAUGGCUAAUCUAUUUUCUUUUGUUUUUCUAUGUGUGCAUUACACACAUUUACCUGGAGAGAGAAAAUGCCCAUCUGGAUCAGAUAGACAGAGCUCAGAACUGUUAUAUUAAUUAUAUAUUCCUUAUAUAAAAACUCACAAAUAAAAUGACUCAAUUUAUUAGUACCAAAAACCUCAAAUUAUUCACCAAAAAGAAACACACAACAUUAGAAAUUAUGAAAUGCAUUGUAUACAGUAGGAAUAUGAAAUGAUGUACUGUUUAUCAGUGCCACACAGCAGCUCGGUCAAUGAAAUAUUUUACUUAUAAGCUACUUGAUUUUAAAUUGUAGCAGUGCUACCACAUCACUAUUAUAAACUGUAAUUAAAUUAAUAAGCUUUAUUUUUUUUAUCAGAGCUGAUAAAAGAACUUUUUUUUUGACUGAUUCAUGUAAACCUGGAAUUUUCCCGUUAUCAGAUUACUUAAGUACAUGUAAAUGCGAACUAAUUCUCUAAUUAUGUUGUACAUUGAUAUCAUUGUUUGCUUGUUGGACUAGUGUACUUUAGCAUUUACUUGAGCCCAUUUUGAUUAAAACUUGUAUUUUUUUUCCCAUACUUUCCCCAGAAGGAACAUGUGCAUAACAGUAAUUUUACUGUUAAUAUAUCUCGCUAGUCUGAAAACACAGUAAGUAUAAUAGCAGCCUCAUGUCUGUCUUCUCGUUGUUGUGCAGGCUGCAUCUCCAUCACAAGUUACAAACUAUGUAAAUGCAAUAUUGGGAGUGUGUGGGUUUCUUUAGUGUUAUUUCUUUCUAGUAUUAGUUGUCUGUGAUAUUGGCUUUGUGAAAUUGUCCCAGUAUAAGUGGACAGCUGAAUGUGUCUUUUAGAAAGGCAGUCUCCUUCAUGUGGACUUAAUCAAGGCGCAAACAAACGCCAAGUCUUUCAUAUUGGAGGACGGCAGAAAGGGCCUUCUGCUCUAGCCAUGGCGAGGGAUGCAUUGAAAACCACUAUAGCCUUAUACUAAAAACAAAGAGAUUUAAGAAAACUUGAAGUAGGAUUUUUGUUAGGUUAACGAAUGUUACUAUAUGUCCAAGAGCCUUGAUCCUGUCAAAUGAACACCAUGGCAAUGCAGUCUGUACAAAUGUCUUUUAAUUACAAAACUGAUAUUAUUAAUAUGAAAUCUCAGAGAAAGGUCUAUUUUAAAGUUUGUGUUUACAUUAGUUGCAUUAUGGAUUAAAUUAUACAUUAUAUUUUCUUGUGCUUUAUCUCCAAGAGCAAUGUUUUUUAUUUUUUUGUGCCUGGUCAUUCAUACACAGUCAAAGCCAGGCCAAACUGAAGACCAAGUCUUACUGUUGUAGUAGAUCUACAGUGUUUCUGUUAAUAUUUAGACUAUUUAAACCCAUUUGCCUCUCAGUUGCUGUAUUUAGUAUCAGUGUGGAGAUCAAGAUGAAAUACUUAAUUUUUUAUAUGAAGGACUUUAAUGGAUGUACAGUAAAACUAGUGAAAUUCAUAUUUCCUCAAGGUGGUGGAAAAAGAAAUUUGAUUAAAAGGUGAUUACAUUUA
Pangasianodon hypophthalmus (striped catfish) is the source of this 8420-nucleotide messenger RNA. RefSeq names its product tetratricopeptide repeat domain 39A (gene ttc39a). Gene Ontology annotation, molecular function: protein binding. The transcript is spliced from 18 exons. The record is from RefSeq and is a predicted model, not a curated record. Bases 4078 to 5769 code for a protein of 563 amino acids. Lineage: Eukaryota; Metazoa; Chordata; Actinopteri; Siluriformes; Pangasiidae.